Messenger RNA from Durio zibethinus, 708 nucleotides. The record is from RefSeq and is a predicted model, not a curated record. NCBI's taxonomy places the organism in Eukaryota, Viridiplantae, Streptophyta, Magnoliopsida, Malvales, Malvaceae.
AUGGCACCUCCUCAAUUUUUCAUUUCAGUUUUCCUAGUGUCCUCUUUCCUUUUGCCGUCUGUUUUGGGCUAUAACGCUAACAAUGUGAAGUCAUGGUGCAGCAAAACUCCCAACCCUCAACCAUGUGAGUAUUUUUUGAGCCAAAAUCCAAUAAACACCACAAUCAGAGAUGAGCCUGAUUUUCUCAAAAUCUCCAUGCAACUCGCUCUAGAGCGUGCCACAAGUGCACAAAAUGACAUGUACUUAUUGGGCCCAAAAUGCCGAAAUGAGCUUGAAAAGGCUGCAUGGGCCGAUUGCCUUCAGCUCUAUGAACUAACCAUCCUCCUCCUCAAUAAAACUGUUGAUUACAGCACCAAUCUCAGCAAAGAUGAUACUCAAACAUGGCUCAGCACGGCUUUAACCAACCUCGAAACAUGCCGGACCGGGUUUAUCGAACUCGGGGUCCCGGAUUAUAUUCUACCCAUGAUGUCAAAUAACGUGUCCAAGUUAAUAAGUAACACUCUGGCUCUCAACAAGGCAACUUUCAAGGAACCAACCUACAAAGAUGGGUUCCCGACAUGGGUGAAGCCCGGUGACAGGAAACUGUUGCAGACUUCAUCACCAGCUUCUAGUGCGAAUAUCGUGGUAGCACAAGAUGGUUCAGGGAAUUAUAAGACGAUAAAAGACGCGCUAUCCGCUGCUUCUAAGCGAUCUGGGAGUGGAAGAUAG